GCGUAAGAGGGGAGGGCAGGGCAGACGGCGAGCAGAGGCGGUGACAGGCGCGGGGAGCCGGCGGCAUGGCCGGCCGGGAUCCCCCCCAGCCCCUGCCCCAGCCCCGCGGAGGCUCCGCGGCCCCUCGCCGCAGCCGCAUCUUCUUCUUGGGGCUGUUGCUGCUGUUCCCCGGGCGGGGAGAAGCUGCCGGACGGCCAGGGCCCCCGCUGCCCGGUGAGCGGGUCACCCCACGCUGGCUGCUGGGGGGCCGUGCCCGACGAGCCGUCAGCCUGGAUGACAAGGUGCUGGCGCCUGCCCGGGCCAAGGUGGCCGUGAUGGCUGAGGGCAGAGAGCUCAUCCUGGUGCUGAAGAGGAACAAGCUGCUGGCUCCGGGAUACACCGAGACACACUACGGCAGGGACGGGCGGCCGGUGACCGUGACCCCCAACCACACGGAGCACUGCCACUACCACGGGCACGUCUGGGGCUACAGCGGCUCCUGGGCCGUCCUCAGCACCUGCUCGGGAUUACGGGGCCUGAUUGUGCUGAGCAGUAACACCAGCUACUACCUGAAACCCCUGGGGAGCCCUGGGCCGGGCAGCCACAUCAUCCACCGAGCAGAGCACGAGCCCAUCCACGGCGGCACCUGCGGCCACGGCCACGGUCUCGGGGGCAGCAUCGCUGACAUUGCUCAGCUCUUCCAGCCUGUGCACCACCAGGCCAAGAGAGAUGCCUGGAGGACCAUGAAGUACAUGGAGCUCUUCAUCGUCGCUGAUCACACACUGUACAGGAACCAGAACCUCAACCUGGGCCACACCAAGCAGCGCAUCGUGGAGAUCGCAAACUAUGUGGACAAGUUUUACAGGUCUCUGAAUAUCAAGGUGGCCCUGAUUGGCCUGGAGGUGUGGACGGAGCGGGACCAGUGUGCUGUGAGCAGCGAUGCCAACGCCACACUCUGGGCUUUCCUGCAGUGGAAGAAAGCGCUGAGGGCACGCAGGAAGCACGACAACGCCCAGCUGCUGACAGGGAAGACGUUCAGGGGCACGACCAUCGGCAUGGCCCCGCUGGAGGGCAUGUGCAGCGCCGAUAACUCCGGCGGUGUCAGCGUGGACCACUCGGAGCAGCCCAUCGGAGCCGCCGCCACCAUGGCCCAUGAAAUCGGCCACAACUUUGGCAUGAGCCACGACAGCCCUGGCUGCUGCCUGGAGGCCACCCCGGAGCAAGGAGGCUGUGUCAUGGCAGCAGCCACUGGACACCCCUUCCCUCGUGUGUUCAGCUCCUGCAGCAGGAGGCAGCUGGAGAACUACUUCCAGAAGGGAGGUGGCAUGUGUCUCUUCAACCUGCCUGACACCAAGGAGCUGGUGGUGGGACGGAAAUGUGGCAAUGGCUUUCUGGAGGAAGGAGAAGCCUGUGACUGCGGGGAGGUGGAGGAAUGCACCAACCCAUGCUGCAAUGCACACAACUGCACACUGAAGAUGGGGGCUGAGUGUGCCCAUGGUGACUGCUGCCAGGGCUGCAAGCUGAAGGUGGCUGGGACGAUGUGCAGGGAAGCAGCAGGAUCCUGUGACCUCCCUGAGUACUGCACAGGCUCCUCACCCUUCUGUCCCCCCAAUGUCUACCUGCUGGAUGGCUCCUCCUGCGCCUACGGGGAGGCUUAUUGCAACAAUGGCAUGUGCAUGACCCACCACCAGCAGUGUGUCCAGCUCUGGGGGCCUGGUGCCUGGCCAGCCCCAGAUGCCUGUUUCCAGGACGUGAACAUGGCUGGCAACACCUAUGGCAACUGUGGCAAAGACAGCCAAGGGCGCUACGUGAAGUGCGACAAGAGGGAUGCCAUGUGUGGCAAGAUCCAGUGCCAGAGCUCAGCCAAGAAGCCCCAGGGGACCAACACCGUGUCCAUCGACACCACCAUCCGCUUCAACGGGCGGGAGGUGAAGUGCCGAGGGACCUACGUGUACAGUGCCAAGGAUGAUGAGGAGGACCUCUCUGACCCUGGGCUGGUGAUGACAGGGACAAAAUGUGGAGAUGGGAUGGUGUGCAAGGAUCGCCGCUGCCAGAACGCUUCCCUUUUUGAGCUGGAAAAGUGCGUUUCCCGGUGUCACGGCCACGGGGUGUGCAACAGCAACAAGAACUGCCACUGUGAUGCUGGCUGGGCUCCCCCAUCCUGUGAGAAGCCGGGUCUGGGUGGCAGCGUGGACAGUGGCCCUGUGCAGCGAGACAAUCAUGAAGCCAUCUUUGUAACCCUUCUGCUCAUCUUCCUGCUCUUCCUCCCGGCUCUGAUGAUGAGCAUCUACUUUUGGUACCGGCGGGAGAACUCGCUCCUGAAUAAAUGGAUAAAGGAGAUGAGGAGAAGGAGCCAGGAGACAUACAGGAACAAACCCAUCAGUAGGAAGUCACCCAGUGGCCAUCCCAAAGCUGCUUUCACCUUGAGGAACAUUUCCACCUCCAGCCACACUGCUAAAGCACCUCGGACUGCCUUACCCCCCAAAGCCAGCGCCCACCACCCGGGCUCCCAACCUGUCAACGUUGUCCAUCCUCUUCGUCCAGCCCUCAACUCCAUCCCUUCAAGGCCAAGGGAGCCCAAGCCUGCCAGGCCACCUCCACCAGUCACCAGGUCCCCAGUGGUCCCCACCAAAGUGGUCGUGUCCCAGGCCAAGCUGCCGCCUCCGAAGAAGCCUCUUCCCUGCAGCCCCGUGAGGACGCCGCUGGUUGCCCCAAAGCACCAACCCCCCCGUCGGCCACUGCCUGGAAGUCCUCUUCUGGCCAAAGAGCUGCCUCCUGCACAUGGACAGACCCUGCUGGUCAUGGUCCCUCCCACCAACUUCAAAGCAUCGGGUGCAAGCGCCGUCAGCCACGCCACGAGGCCGUUAAAGCCGAUGCCACCUCAAAGGCCAGUCCCAGCCAUCAAAACCCAACCAAGCUUCCUCUUGAAGAAGUGACAAACCAAGGCCACCUUCAGCCCAUCCUUCCUGAGCUGGCUCUCCUGAUUUGCACUGCUGCUGGCCACAGGGGUCUUUUAUUCCUCUCUUGUUUUGUUUUGUCUUUUGAUACCAGAGGACUAUUUUUAUAAGACAGAAUAUGUAUUCAGCACAACAAACUGUC
This is a messenger RNA of Colius striatus (speckled mousebird), 3078 nucleotides long. RefSeq names its product ADAM metallopeptidase domain 33 (gene ADAM33). NCBI's taxonomy places the organism in Eukaryota, Metazoa, Chordata, Aves, Coliiformes, Coliidae. The record is from RefSeq and is a predicted model, not a curated record. Gene Ontology annotation, biological process: proteolysis. Bases 66 to 2915 code for a protein of 949 amino acids. The transcript is spliced from 24 exons. Gene Ontology annotation, molecular function: metalloendopeptidase activity.